Molecule: messenger RNA, 606 nt
Organism: Saprolegnia parasitica CBS 223.65
Lineage: Eukaryota; Oomycota; Saprolegniomycetes; Saprolegniales; Saprolegniaceae
Exons: 1
Coding region: 1-597 (198 amino acids)
Source: RefSeq, a predicted model, not a curated record
AUGUCGCUGCUGCGCGUCCUCGGCCUCUGCAGUGUGUUGGCCAUGGCGUUGGUCAACGCCACCGCGAUGAACACCACUACGGUGCCCGCCAACAAGACGGGCAACCUUCGUGUCGAAGAUGCGGCCUUGAACUGGCCGGACCUCACCGACAAGUGGGGUGUCCAGCGCGUGCUACGCUCGCCUCACUAUUGGGUUCCUGUCGAACGCCUCGACUCGUAUAUGACGAUCUGGAACACGAUCGUCAACACGCGCCGCGCGACCGACGCGGGCGGCAAGGUCUGGCACGUCCUCAAGUCCAACGGAGCGACCGAAUUCAACAUGCUGCGCAACGUCCAAGACGACUUGUGCCUCGAUGCGUGGUGGAACCCCGCUGCCAACAAGCCGUUCGUGCACGGCUACAAGUGCAAUCGUGACGAAGUCAACCAGCGCUGGGAGUGGGACUUUAACGACUGGAAUCGUGGCACAAUGAUUCGCAGCAAGCGCCAUAUCGGCUGGUGCUUGCUGAUUCCAAAAUUUGGUGACUCGCGCAUGGAGAUGUGCAGCUACGAGAACCAUGACCUUUUCUUCCAGUUUCGCCAAUGGAAAAACGACUUUUAAGACAAAUAC